UCCCUGACUUGGCCUGAAUGCUGACGAGAAAGUGAGCUCCUCCGUAGACUCCGCCCGCGGCUCCCCCUCCCUCAUCAUCUCUGUGUCACACAUCAGCCAUCACACACGGCAGCAGCAGCCUCCGGAGCACAGCAUGGCCGCAGCAUUCAAGGACGGCUUCGAGAAGUUCCUCAGCCAGAAAAAUGUGGUCACCGACCUGCUGGAGAAGAUCGAGGCCAAGACCGGGGUGAACCGGCGCUACAUAGCCCUGGCAAUCAUUGGCAUCUUAGCUGUUUACUUGGUGAUCGGUUAUGGGGCGUCUCUGCUUUGCAACUUGAUCGGAUUUGGCUAUCCAGCAUACAUCUCAAUGAAGGCCAUUGAAAGUCCCAACAAGGAUGACGACACUCAGUGGCUGACCUACUGGGUGGUGUAUGGAGUAUUCAGCAUCAUUGAGUUUUUCACUGACAUCUUCCUUUCCUGGUUUCCUUUCUACUAUAUGAUCAAGUGUGGAUUCCUCUUGUGGUGUAUGUCUCCCAGCCCAUCCAAUGGUGCUGAGCUGCUUUACAAGAAAAUUAUCCGCCCCCUUUUCUUGAAACACGAGGGACGGGUGGAUCGCCUGGCGAAGGACAUUAAAGACAAAGCUGCGGAGACUGUAGACACUUUCGGCAAAGAAGCUAAGCGGGCCACAGUGAACUUGCUUGGUGAUGAGAAGAAGAGCACUUAGUCCUGGACUUGUGGUGACAUCUGUCCCCUCUAAGCACCUCUCUGUUACACGGGACAGUGGUAUCAUUUGUACUCCUCCUCUGACCGGGGGGCCUGGAACACAUGGCUGACCGCAGACUGGGGAACUCUGUGUUUCAGACCUCGCUGGUGCUGAGGAGCUUUAAUAUUGUUGCCUUGGAAAGCUGUUUUUUUAUAUGAAGACCAGACUGUGUUGAAGUAGCUGUACUAUUUUGCUGUUGUCUAUAGAGGAGGUCAGCAUUUUUAUUUAAAAAGCCAUCAAGUGUCCAAAGCUUAAAGAAACGUCAGUGUGGGAAAGGCUUUUGUGUAUUGUUUUGUCCUGCAUUUAUUGGACCUGAAUAAACAGUCGCCAUACUGAA
Bufo gargarizans (Asiatic toad) is the source of this 1079-nucleotide messenger RNA. RefSeq names its product receptor accessory protein 5 (gene REEP5). The coding region runs from base 134 to 703 and encodes 189 amino acids. The record is from RefSeq and is a predicted model, not a curated record. NCBI's taxonomy places the organism in Eukaryota, Metazoa, Chordata, Amphibia, Anura, Bufonidae. The transcript has 5 exons.